Molecule: messenger RNA, 2722 nt
Organism: Balaenoptera musculus (blue whale)
Lineage: Eukaryota; Metazoa; Chordata; Mammalia; Artiodactyla; Balaenopteridae
Gene: HIC1
Product: HIC ZBTB transcriptional repressor 1
Exons: 2
Coding region: 409-2559 (716 amino acids)
Biological process (GO): regulation of transcription by RNA polymerase II
Cellular component (GO): nucleus
Molecular function (GO): protein binding; DNA-binding transcription factor activity, RNA polymerase II-specific; RNA polymerase II cis-regulatory region sequence-specific DNA binding
Source: RefSeq, a predicted model, not a curated record
GGGUUUGCGGGGCUCGCAAGACCGAGGCUGGGGCCUCCAGGUGGGCACAUCUGGGAGGCUGAAUCUGCCAAUAGGCCCCCCUCCUCUGAGUCCAGCUCCGCAUCUGGGCGCCUCCGGCCCAGGUGCGCAGGAAGGAGGCUGUGGCUGUGUCGCGCAAAGUCCCUCACGGCCGCGAGGUGGCGCCAUAGCUGCAGCAGCACCCGCCGGCCCGGGCCGCUCCAGAUAAGAGUGUGCGGAAAGCGCGGCGGGGCUGAGACGCGACCAGGACGCGGGGAGGACGGACCAGCAGGACAGACCGACCGGGGGCCCGGCGGGCGGAGGGCAGCGCAGCCACGUCCCCCCUGGAUCCGCCGGCAGCCGGGCCCGGGGCUUCCGACAUGCCCCCCAGGAGAUUGUGCUGGGCAGACGAUGCUGGACACGAUGGAGGCGCCCGGCCACUCGAGGCAGCUGCUGCUGCAGCUCAACAACCAGCGCACCAAGGGCUUCUUGUGCGACGUGAUCAUCGUGGUGCAGAACGCCCUCUUCCGCGCACACAAGAACGUGCUGGCGGCCAGCAGCGCCUACCUCAAGUCCCUGGUGGUGCAUGACAACCUGCUCAACCUGGACCAUGACAUGGUGAGCCCGGCCGUGUUCCGCCUCGUGCUGGACUUCAUCUACACCGGCCGCCUGGCUGAUGGGGCGGAGGCGGCGGCGGCGGCCGCCGUGGCCCCGGGAGCCGAGCCGAGCCUGGGCGCCGUGCUGGCCGCCGCCAGCUACCUGCAGAUCCCCGACCUCGUGGCGCUGUGCAAGAAGCGCCUCAAACGCCACGGCAAGUACUGCCACCUGCGGGGCGGCGGCGGUGGCGGCGGCGGCUACGCACCCUACGGGAGGCCGGGCCGGGGCCUGCGGGCUGCCACGCCCGUCAUCCAGGCCUGCUACUCGUCCCCGGCCGGGCCUCCGCCGCCGCCCACCGCCGAGGCGCCGUCGGGCCCCGAGGCCGCGGUGAACACGCACUGCGCCGAGCUGUACGCCUCGGGCCCCGGCCCGGCCGCCGCGCUCUGCGCCCCGGAGCGCCGCUGCUCCCCGCUCUGCGGCCUGGACCUGUCCAAGAAAAGCCCGCCGGGCUCCGCGCCUCCCGAGCGGCCGCCGGGCGAGCGCGAGCUGCCCCCGCGCCCAGACAGCCCUCCCAGCGCCGGCCCCGCAGCCUACAAGGAGCCACCGCUCGCCCUGCCGCCCCUGCCUCCGCUGCCCUUCCAGAAGCUGGAGGAGGCCGGACCGCCUCCGGACCCGUUCCGCGGCGGCGGCGGCGGCGGCAGCCCGGGACCCGAGCCCCCCGGCCGCCCCGACGGGCCCAGCCUCCUCUACCGCUGGAUGAAGCACGAGCCAGGCCUGGGCAGCUACGGCGACGAGCUGGGCCGCGAGCGCGGCUCCCCCAGCGAACGAUGCGAGGAGCGAGGCGGGGACCCGGCCGCCUCGCCCGGGGGUCCUCCGCUCGGCCUGGCGCCGCCGCCGCGCUACCCGGGCAGCUUGGACGGGCCUGGGGCGGGCGGCGACGGCGACGACUACAAGAGCAGCAGCGAGGAGACGGGCAGCAGCGAGGACCCCAGCCCACCCGGCGGCCACCUCGAGGGCUACCCGUGCCCGCACCUGGCCUAUGGCGAGCCCGAGAGCUUCGGUGACAACCUGUACGUGUGCAUCCCGUGCGGAAAGGGCUUCCCCAGCUCGGAGCAGCUGAACGCGCACGUGGAGGCGCACGUGGAGGAGGAGGAGGCGCUGUACGGCAGGGCCGAGGCGGCUGAGGUGGCUGCAGGGGCCGCCGGCCUCGGGCCCCCUUUUGGAGGCGGUGGGGACAAGGUCGCUGGGGCUCCGGGGGGCCUGGGCGAGCUGCUGCGGCCGUACCGCUGCGCGUCGUGCGACAAGAGCUACAAGGACCCGGCCACGCUGCGGCAGCACGAGAAGACGCACUGGCUGACCCGGCCCUAUCCGUGCACCAUCUGCGGGAAGAAGUUCACGCAGCGCGGGACCAUGACGCGCCACAUGCGCAGCCACCUGGGCCUCAAGCCCUUCGCGUGCGACGCGUGCGGCAUGCGCUUCACGCGCCAGUACCGCCUCACCGAGCACAUGCGCAUCCACUCGGGCGAGAAGCCCUACGAGUGCCAGGUGUGCGGCGGCAAGUUCGCCCAGCAACGCAACCUCAUCAGCCACAUGAAGAUGCACGCCGUGGGUGGCGCGGCCGGCGCGGCCGGGGCGCUGGCGGGGCUGGGGGGGCUCCCCGGCGUCCCUGGCCCCGAUGGCAAGGGCAAGCUCGACUUCCCCGAGGGCGUCUUUGCUGUGGCGCGCCUCACGGCUGAACAGCUGAGCCUGAAGCAGCAGGACAAGGCGGCUGCGGCCGAGCUGCUGGCCCAGACCACGCACUUCCUGCACGACCCCAAGGUGGCGCUCGAGAGCCUCUACCCGUUGGCCAAGUUCACUGCGGAGCUGGGCCUCAGCCCCGACAAGGCGGCCGAGGUGCUGAGCCAGGGAGCGCACCUGGCCGCCGGCCCCGACGGCCGGACCAUCGACCGUUUCUCCCCCACCUAGAGCGGUCUUGCCGCUGCGUGGCCCCGGCCCGCGCCCCUAGGCAGCGGCGGCGGUGACCACCAGCAGGCAGGCACACCGCGCCCGACGACUGUAGUAGCUGCGGCAGCGUCGCCGCAGGGGCGGCGGCCCCACCUGGCCUCACUGCUUUGUGCCUUAGCCCGGG